Molecule: messenger RNA, 945 nt
Organism: Talaromyces atroroseus
Lineage: Eukaryota; Fungi; Ascomycota; Eurotiomycetes; Eurotiales; Trichocomaceae
Exons: 2
Coding region: 1-945 (314 amino acids)
Biological process (GO): carbohydrate metabolic process
Cellular component (GO): extracellular region
Molecular function (GO): chitinase activity
Source: RefSeq, a predicted model, not a curated record
AUGAAACUGCUCGGUGCCGGGCUAGCAUGGAGCUUCACUUUCCAGUCCUCGGUGGUAGGCUUUCCUACAUUGCAAAAACGAGAGUCAAACACAGCAACACCAAGGAAUGUCAUCUAUGUUCAGACUUUUACCGAUUCUGCAGGCAACUGGUUCAACCUCACGGACUUGGUUACUGAACAAAGUGGCAUUACCCAUGUGAUUUUAGCAUCACUUCACCUGGACUCCCCGACCCAAAUUCACCUUAAUGACAAUGAUAUUAACUCGACUUACUGGGACCCUUUGUGGCCAAUGGUUACGUCUCUGCAGUCUGCCGGAGUCAAGGUCUCGUUGAUGAUGGGUGGUGCUGCAGCAGGUAGCUGGGCUAGAAUAGCUACUGAUUUUGAUGUCUAUUAUCCUGAAAUUCUCUCCAUCUUAAGGAGUCAUAAUCUAGAUGGUUUUGACUUUGAUGUGGAGGAAAAUGUUUCUUUGGAUGCUCUUGUCAAGCUCGCCCAACAGCUUGACACUGAUCUUGGAACCGAUUUUAUCCUAACCGGCGCACCAGUUGCUACCGCUCUUGUCAACGAGGGGAAUUUGGAUAAUGUAAGCUGGCCUCUGCUGGAUGCAACAGCUACUAGCUCCACACGUCCCAAUGGCAAGCUGUUCAAUUGGUAUAACACGCAAUUCUAUGAUGGUUGGGGCAAUGCGGGCACGCCGACCACGUAUGAAAACAUUAUCAGUGCUGGUUGGGAUCCUAGCCGUAUUGUUAUGGGUGUUCUCACCGCUGGUCGCGAGGGUAGUGAAUGGGUGUCUCUUUCGGGACUUUCUAGUACCAUUUCCAGUCUGAAGUCGAUGUACUCUGAUUUUGGUGGUAUUUCUGCUUGGGAAUAUGGAGGUGGUGCUGGCUCAAGCGAUGGUGUCACACCGGAGCAGUGGGUUGCUACCAUCAGUAGUUACCUGUUUUAUUGA